AUGAGUUUACCCUCAGGAUCCUCUAUGGAUCUAAACCUCAUCCCGGCGGGACCUCCACCGCCUGGAGAGGUUCCUGUCAUCGGUGGUGGACCGUCACUCGGCACAACGACUAUUGCUCUCGAGUGUGUCAUGAUGGCCAUCGCAGCGACAGCCGUCCUCUGUCGAGUUAUCUCGAGCUAUCCCGUGCGAGGUCGUCGCUCAUCCGGGCUUGGUGUGGCCGAUUAUGCCUCUCUGGCUGCGAUGCUGCUUGCGAUUGCUCAAUCCUCUCUCGUCAUUUCGCUCCACGACUACGAGCGCCACCAGUGGAACAUUUCUGUUGGUUCGCUAACUAGCAGCUACUUUAAGAGAGGCUUUGCCCAGAACCUGAUCGCCUGGCCGAGUAUUUUUUGCGCUAAACUGGCUAUCCUUCUCCUCUACCUUCGCAUCUUCCGAGUCAAACAUUCUCUGAGAUGGGCAGUAUACGGGGGGGCGGCAUGGGCAGCGCUUGCUUAUCUUCCCAAUAUUGCCGUUGCCACCUAUUUCUGUGCUGCUCACCCUGGUGAACCAUGGGGCUUCAACGUUGGCAUGCGAUGCUCGCAAAAGGGGCCACUGAAAUGGCUUGUUGUAUCAGCAACCAUGUCAGUGAUACUGGACCUCUAUAUAUUCGCAGUUCCAAUUCCUAUUGUGAUGUCUUUGAAGAUGAGCAAUAAGAAAAGACUAGGGGUCCUCCUUAUCUUUUUUACUGCAUUUUUGGCUUGUAUUUGUGCUAUUCUAACCCUGGUGUACCGUGUUCGCCUCCUCCAAACAACAGAUUCACUAUGGCUUAGUGCACAGCUCUUCAUCUGCAAUGCCGUCGAGAAUUAUAUCGCGAUCAUCGUGGGCUCUAUUCCUGGGUGCAAUACAUACUACAAGUCAUACAUUAUGGAGUCACCACUGCUUAACCGGAUGUCUUCCUACUUCACAGGCAGCAGAGGCCCUAAGAGCGAGAGUUCUAAUACAUACCCGUCAAAAGGCUCUUACCGGCUGAAGGAUUCCAGCAGCAAUAACGAGUCCAUGAACACUCUCCAGCCCGUCCAGCCUAGUCAAGCUACAUUAAGUCGAAGCACACAGAGACUAGAUUAG
This is a messenger RNA of Microsporum canis CBS 113480, 1101 nucleotides long. RefSeq lists its product as hypothetical. NCBI's taxonomy places the organism in Eukaryota, Fungi, Ascomycota, Eurotiomycetes, Onygenales, Arthrodermataceae. The transcript is spliced from 6 exons. Bases 1 to 1101 code for a protein of 366 amino acids. The record is from RefSeq and is a predicted model, not a curated record.